Sesamum indicum (sesame) is the source of this 2058-nucleotide messenger RNA. Lineage: Eukaryota; Viridiplantae; Streptophyta; Magnoliopsida; Lamiales; Pedaliaceae. The record is from RefSeq and is a predicted model, not a curated record.
AACUCUCAACGCAUCCGCCUUUAACUUUCUGGUGAAAACAGACAAAAAUUUUCAAGUAUGUGACAUAAUAAUGAGGUGGAAAUUUAUGGUGGGCAGGUCAUAGUAGCAUAAUUCCAUGGAAAUGUUGAUGUAAUCUCAGCUACCAAAAGCCAUUAAGAAGGUAAGGCCAAUGCAGUGGUUAACCACAAGAACCAGCCAACCCCGUCAGGCGUCAGCUUCUUAAAUAUAUGCCUAUCUAUCUGUAUAAAUAUCAGUGCAUGUUGGUGGAGUGAUUUGAUAUUCGGAGCACUAAUCAUCGUGUUCGUGUGUGCUUUUUCUGCUUAAAAAUGGUGGGAAUUGUGUAUAUUGAGCUUUUCUUGUCAGUUAUGUGGUUUAUGGCUUUGUGGGUGUGGUUGAAUUACAGGGCCCUGGCGUGGAACUGGCCUGUGAUCGGAAUGCUGCCGACGCUUCUGCUUCACGUGAGCCGGAUUCACGACAAUUGCACGGAGAUUAUGGGGAAGUCCCGACGGGGAACUUUUCAUUUCCGGGGUCCCUGGUUGGCUGAUAUGGACAUGAUGGGGACUGCUGAUCCUGAGAAUGUUCACUACAUUAUGAGCGCGAACUUCCAGAAUUUCCCGAAAGGCCCCAAGUUCAGGGAAAUUUUUGAUGUUCUUGGAGAUGGGAUUUUCAAUGCAGAUUCGGAGUCCUGGAGGGACCAGAGAAGGGUUGCCAGGGCCCUGAUUUCUCACCAUGGUUUCCUCCGGUUUCUGGCGAAGAUCAGCCGUGAGAAGGUAGAGAAAGGCCUGAUUCCAGUUCUUGAAACGGUGUGCCUGGAAAAUCGGGUGGUCGAUUUGCAGGAUUUGUUCCAGAGGUUGACGUUUGAUACAACUUGUACAUUUGUUACUGGUUAUGAUCCUGGAUGCUUGUCUGUUGAUUUGCCUGAUGUUCCUUUCUCGAAAGCCCUAGAUGAUGCCGAAGAAGCGAUAUUCAUGCGCCAUGUGGUUCCUGAAAAGAUUUGGAAACUUCAGAGGUGGUUUGGGGUUGGAUCUGAGAGAAAAUUGAGCAAGGCUCGUGAAGUCUUGGAUAGCGUCAUUGGCAGGUAUAUCGCGCUGAAGCGCGGCGAAAUGAGAAGCCGAGGAAUUUCGAUUGAUUGUGAAAAUGAAGAUGGUGUGGAUCUGCUCACGUCUUACAUGACUGUGGGAGACGAUGGUACUCAAACCCAUGAUUUGAAAUGUGAUGACAAGUUCUUGAGGGACACGAUACUGAAUCUAAUGAUUGCAGGGCGGGACACGACGAGUUCUGCUCUGACAUGGUUUAUAUGGCUUGUGUCGACACAUGCUGAAGUGGAAAAGAGGAUCAGGGAUGAACUGAAGUCCUUUCUGCCCGCCGGAGAACGUGAAAAGUGGCGUGUGUUUGGGGUUGAAGAAACCAAGAAGUUGGUUUACAUGCAUGGAGCAAUUUGCGAAGCCCUACGACUAUAUCCACCAGUCCCGUUCCAGCAUAAGGAGCCGGUGGAACCAGAUAUCCUUCCGAGCGGGCAUUUUGUGGAACCGACAAUGAAAGUGAUGUUCUCAUUGUACGCCAUGGGACGGAUGGAAUCCGUUUGGGGCGAGGAUUGCUUGGAAUUCAAGCCGGAGAGGUGGAUUUCUGAUAGGGGAUCGAUCAAGCACGAGCCCUCAUACAAGUUCUUGGCUUUCAAUGCUGGUCCGAGGACUUGCUUGGGGAAGGAUGUGGCUUUCGCUCAGGUGAAGGCAGUGGCCGCCACCUUAAUCCAUAACUACCAAGUUCACGUGGCAGACGGCCACCGCGUGCUGCCCAAUUGUUCCAUCAUCCUCUACAUGAGGAAUGGAUUGAAGGUUAGGGUUGCCAAUAGAUGGUCUGCUAAGAAAAAUUGAGAUGUAUGUGGGGCUUGAAAAUGUUGGUUGUUUCUUGUUCCUAGUUUCUUGCUACCUAGUAAUUUCCUUGUCAUCUAUUUGUGUAAGUUGUCCUUGGUGAUGUUUCAAGAAUGGAGAAUUGCUAGUUUCGAAUUAUGGCUCUUACAAUUUGCUACGGUUAUAAUUAGAGACAAAAAUUUUAUUA